This is a messenger RNA of Phoenix dactylifera (date palm), 1197 nucleotides long. Its product is annotated as beta-1,3-galactosyltransferase pvg3-like. Gene Ontology annotation, molecular function: hexosyltransferase activity. Gene Ontology annotation, cellular component: membrane. The record is from RefSeq and is a predicted model, not a curated record. Lineage: Eukaryota; Viridiplantae; Streptophyta; Magnoliopsida; Arecales; Arecaceae.
CUUCUUGAAGGCCCACUUGUUAAUUCCUUGAAGCCUACACCCACCGCGAAGCCAUGAAGCCUCCCUCCUUCAGACCAUCUCGUUCCGCCACCACCCUCAUCCUCAUCCCUCUGGCCCUGCUAGCUUCCAUCUACCUCUUCCUCUAUCCUCGAGAGUUCGAGCUCCAAUCCCUUGUGACCACCUGCGGUCGCUCCACCUUGGCCAAUUUCACCGGGCCUGUCACCGUGAAGCCCGACUUCCGCCUCCUCAUGGGCAUCCUCACUCGCGCCGACCUCUACGAGCGCCGCCACCUCCUCCGCCUCGUCUACUCCCUCCAGACCAAUCUCACCGCCCACAUCGACAUCCGCUUCGUCUUCUGCAACCUCACCAAGGAGGACCAGCGAGUCCUCAUCCCCCUCGAGAUCAUGCGCUACGACGACAUCAUCAUCCUCAACUGCACCGAGAACAUGAACAGUGGCAAGACCUACACCUACCUCUCUAGCCUCCCGGAGCUAUUCAACGGGACCAAUGGCGAUGGCCGGCCCUACGACUACGUCCUCAAGGCCGACGACGAUAUCUACUUUAGACUCCCAAGUUUAAUCGAGUCAUUGAAGAAGAUGCCGAGAGAGGAUCUCUACUAUGGAUUUGUGAUCCCUUGUGGCAGCAUGGAUCCAUUCCACGACUACAUGUCGGGGAUGGGGUACAUACUGUCGUGGGACUUGGUUGAGUGGAUCUCAACGUCCGAGAUGGUGAGGAACGAGUCGUCCGGCGUUGAGGACUUUCUGACGGGGAAGUGGCUGACGGAUGGAAAACGAGGGAAGAAUAGAUUCAACACAAAGCCGGCCAUGUACGAUUAUCCGAUACCGGUGCCCAUCGACACUUGCUCGCAUGCGUUUGUGCCGGAUACCAUCGCAGUGCACCGGCUGAAGGAUCACUUGAAGUGGGCGAGAACCCUCAAGUACUUUAAUGUCACCGAUGGGUUGAAGCCUUCUAAGUUCUACCAUAUUGAUUAGAUCGAUGUUCUCGCCACUCCUUGUAAUAUCUAUUUCUUGAUUUUUUUCCCCCUUAUUGAUAUGUUAACAUGGUGGAGAGACAAAAAUCCGGCGAACCAGUUGAAAAGAUAGCGUUCCAUGGUUUAUAUUCACGAAUUUUUUUCGUUUGUAAUUUGAUUAAAAUUUUAAUGGCUUAGUCAAGUGUGGACUACAGUUUUCUCUUAAA